CAAAUGAGUUUUAGUUUCGUCGUGACAUCGCUAGAGUUAAGUCGGAUUUUAUGUUGCGCGCUGUCUCGCUGUUGAUUUCGAGAAUUUUUUUUCCGUUCGUUCGUUCGUUGCCGUGUAUUUUCGUUUGAAGGCAUAGCAAAGCGCGUGCUUUUGCGGCUGCUGGAGAAUUAGCGUGUGUGUUGACCGAACGACGACCGACUGGUGGCCGAGACCGAACCAGCCAGCGGAUGUGUCCGUGUAUGAUCGCGAAAUGCACGAAGGGUUGAGACUGGUGAAAUCGUGCGGUGGAUAAAGCAAGAGUAAUUACGGUCUGAUUGGAGUUACUCGGUUCCUUUUUUUUUAACUUGGGGAGCUGUUGAUUCGUGACAACAUCUAAAGAAGAGAAAAAAAACACGAAGCGGCGUAUGACAUCGUCGGAUGAUUGAUGGAUUUUUGUGUUUUGGGUGUUUCGGCGAUUGUAAGACAAAAUCGAGUAUGGAUUACGCCAAAUACGACUCCGAGUGAUUUCGAGUGAUAUCAGUUACGAAAGGUGCUGGGUGAUGAAAUAAUUUCGCAGUGAUUUGUGCCUAUCUUGAAACGCAGCGUUGGGGUAAAAGAGUGAUUAGUUGAUUACCGGAUGAGCAGCGCUACGAAGCAAAUAUUUGGUGUUCAUCGAGGUUCAAACGAGGAAAGCGAAGAGUAAUUUCAGCGUGGUGUUAUCAGCAUAUGGUGCAAACAUUGGAUCGCUGAAGCGCAGUUUGAGCUCAACUUCCUCGCCUACAGAGGUCUCCUUAUCAAGAUUUCAAGGGUCUGAAACCGCCAAAAGUGCGUGUGCGAAAGAUGAAGAAAAAAAGUGCUAAAUCGCAACCGUCUGCGUCCCAGUGAAAAGUGUGAAAAUAAAUAAGAAAGAGCAAGCGUCGCUCCCAAGUGUGAUAUCUUAACCGCUAAUCGUGCGUUAAAUCAUCUUCCCUUUCCCAAGCCUUUUGAAUAAAGGAAAAAUCUGUGAAAAAAGCCAAAAUCGAGCCAAAAAAAAUCAUGAUGAGCUCGACCAAAGUGUUGCUGCGGCUGGUGCCGACCCUGGCGGCGCUGAUCCUGGUCGCGGCCGGCGCCCACUGGGACCACGCCGUCGAUCUGGACGAGAACUAUCGGCUGCUGUGGAGUAUCAACAAUCAGGACAUCACCUUCGAGGUGCAGGCCCGGACCCUGGGCUACGUGGGCCUCGGCUUCUCGACCGAUGGAUCGAUCUACGGCGCCGACAUCGUGAUCGGUUGGGUCGAUAACGGGCAGGUCCACUUUCAGGAUCGCCACUUCAAGAUGAACAGCAACGGGGAACCGCACGUGGACCCCUCCCAGGACUACAUCCUGCUGCUGGGGUACGAGAAUGCCACCCACACGGUGUUGCGCUUCCGCCGGAAGCUGGAUACCUGCGAUAACAAUCAGGACGUCCCGAUUACGAACGACACCAUUCGCAUCAUCUACAUGUACCACAAUCGGGAUCCGAAGAACGGAGCUCAGGCCAUCGGAACUCUGCCGGAUCCGAACGAGGCCUUCAAAGAUUCGGUCCCGCUAUUUCUGACUCAGCGCGUCAACCAGGUCCCAAUCGAGCUGGAUUCCCGGACUCGGACCCUGGAGCUCCGCAACAAGGACGUCGAAAUACCGAUGGGCGACGACAAUCUGCGCUGGUGCAAGAUGUUCAAGCUGGACCAGUUCGUGCGGAAGCAUCACAUGAUACGGUACGAACCGGUCAUCGAAUCCCGCUCGAAUCUCCCGUUCAUGAAGCACAUCAUCCUGUACGAGUGCCAGGGUUCGACGCCGGAACUGGAAAUCAUGUCCCGGGAGCAUGGCCGCUCCUGUAUGAAAGCCGAGAAGGAACUGCUGACCUGCAACUCGAUUGUGGCCGCCUGGUCCCGCGGAUCUGAGGGUUUCACCUUCCCGCUGGAGGCCGGCUACCCGCUAGAUUCGUACCAGGCCCGUUUCUACAUGAUGGAAACGCACUACAUGGGAUUCCAGAGCAAUUCGAUCGAUAUGCGCCCCCGGAUGGACAACUCCGGGCUGCGGCUGUACUACUCGACGAUUCUGCGAAAACACGACGCCGGAGUCCUGUCGGUGGGGAUUCAGCCCAAUUGGAGGCACAUUAUUCCUCCGGGUCAGGAAAGGGUAAUUUCCGAGGGUCACUGUAUCGAGGAGUGUACUCAGCGGGCUUUCCCUCGGCCAGGAAUUAACAUUUUUGCUGUGAUGAUGCAAACAAGCCACAUGGGAAAGCAGGUUAGGCUGAGGCAGAUUCGUUAUCGGGAGGAGUUGCCUCCGAUUGCUCACGACUUGAACGCUGACGCCAACUAUCAGGAGUUCCGGAAGUUGCACAGUCCGGUUAAGGCACUUCCGGGAGAUCGAUUGAUUGCCGAGUGUACAUAUGAUAGUACCUCGAGGAAAACGAUUGCUCUCGGGGGAUACACUUCCCGGGAUGAAACCUGUUUGGUACUAAGUCUUUACUAUCCGCGUCAGAAAGAGCUGACCUCCUGCCACUCGAUCCCUAGUCUGCCGACGGUGCUCCAUGCCGUCGGAAUCAACGAGCUGGCCGCAGGAGCCAAUCCCAUUCGGAUCGCUUCUCCGCCGGAAAUCGCCGGCAUGACCCUGGAGGAACGCCUUCUUUCCUACGAUUGGAGGGUCAACUUCAACGCCUUCCAGUACGUGAUACGGAAGGGUGCCUUCAAGCCACUUUGCUGGAGCGCCCGGAACACACCCAUUCCGGGCACCGACAACAUGGACGCCUACGCGCCAAACCUAACCCGGAUCUGGCGCCCCACGCCAACCUGUGGCGCCUCAGUGACCACCGUUUCGAACAGUCUGGGGGCCAACAGCGUCAACCGAUUCGUAACGGAACGGGAAACCAGUGCCCAUCUUCCGGGCUGGACCCUGCUAGGUCCCGGGGACGAUGAGGACGAAAGCAACAACGUCAUCGAGGGUGCCGCCCGAAGCAAAUCGAUCCGCAGCUCCUCCGGGAUGGGUUCCCUGAUGGCCGCGUCCGGAGCCAUCGUGUCCCGAGUGGCCCUCUUCGUCAUCUUCAUCAACACGGUCCGGAUAGGGCAGGCCCUGGUGCUGUGGUGAGAUUCCUCCUUCAGCAGAAGACACCAUUCGAGUUAGCAAUCCGAACCCUGCUCCUGCUCUCGGGGUCGUAGUGAUAUUCUAUACAAAUAUGUAACUAUAAAGAAAGAAUAAUUUUAGAAAAACCGAAAGAGAGAAAACGCGUUGACAAAAUCGAAACACACAAUCCACAGUGAGUGUAGAAACUCGUGAAACCUGCCCAUAGAGGAGAGACCAUAGAAAAUAUAAGACUGUUUCCGACCGAGGUGGCCGACAUUAGUCCAAAGCCAGGUAGGGACCAAACUUAACCGAAGGUGAAUCCACAAUCGUGAAAGUAGAAGUCGGGGAAGGCAAACACACAUAUUUUUGUACAGUUUUUAAACCGUUUGCUGCGCAUUGAUUGAAGGAAAGGAGAAUCAGAUGGAAGAUAGAGACGAAAAAAUCAAUCACGCAGGUAGUCUUUUUUUGGUGUUCGGUUUUCUACGAAGCCGCUAGUCAUUUGAACAGAUUCUGUUGCAUAGUAUUUAAAUGUGGAGAAAAAAAUCGGAGAAAAGAAGGAUCCGAGAGUAAGAUUUUUGUAAAAAUAGAUAUAACGUGAAGAAAUAUUUAAAAACAAAACAAAGAGAAUAAAUAUGGUAUUAGAGAAGCGGAAGGUGUAGAAAAGGCGAAAGAAGCGCGUUUUUAGGUUUCCUCAGUUCGAGAUACAUUGAGCCAGUUGUUGAAAUUGUAAAUUUUUAAUUGUAUAUAUUCGAUACACACCUUAGAAAAUGCAAUUCAAUGUAUUAUUUUCUGUACAGACAAAUAGGACUAAUAAUAAAUUGAUAAAAUGGUUGAAAAUUAA
Messenger RNA from Uranotaenia lowii, 3901 nucleotides. Its product is annotated as MOXD1 homolog 2-like. Gene Ontology annotation, biological process: norepinephrine biosynthetic process; dopamine catabolic process; octopamine biosynthetic process. NCBI's taxonomy places the organism in Eukaryota, Metazoa, Arthropoda, Insecta, Diptera, Culicidae. Bases 1015 to 3084 code for a protein of 689 amino acids. The transcript has 7 exons. The record is from RefSeq and is a predicted model, not a curated record. Gene Ontology annotation, cellular component: secretory granule membrane. Gene Ontology annotation, molecular function: dopamine beta-monooxygenase activity; copper ion binding.